This is a messenger RNA of Geodia barretti, 651 nucleotides long. Lineage: Eukaryota; Metazoa; Porifera; Demospongiae; Tetractinellida; Geodiidae. The record is from the annotation of a GenBank genome assembly.
AUGACCGCGCUCCAGCGCGUUGCGGCGUUUCGGCGUGGGCCAGGCGGCCUGACCGACGCUCAGUUCGCGCUCGCCAUCGUCGUCGGCGUCCUGCUCUUCCAUGUGAUCAUCAUCAUCGUGCCGCUGGCCUAUUCCUUCUGGCUCAGCCUGCACGAGACCAACGUCAUCCUGCGCUCGAGCGAAUAUGUCGGGCUCGACCUCUGGGCGGAGGUGCUGUUCGAGGAGGAGACCCAGACGGCGACGCUCAAGAGCCUCUACUUCGCCGGCGUCUCGGUGGUUCUCUCGCUCGUCCUCUCUCUCGGCAUGGCGCUCGUUCUCAACCAGGAGUUUCCCGGCAGGGGCAUCCUCAGGGCGCUGAUCCUGCUGCCUUGGGCCGUCUCCGAGGUCGUCACCGCCACCAUGUGGACCGUGAUGCUGGAGCCUGCCUGGGGCUUCUUCAACGGCGCGUUGGGGCCGCUCGGGAUCGUGGACCAGGGGCAUGUCUGGCUCAACAAGGACUGGGCUCUGUUCUGGCUCGCGGUCGCCUUCACCUGGCAUAUCGCUCCGCUCGGCACGUUCUUCUUCCUCGCUGCGCUGCAGACGAUCCCGCAGGACCUUUACAACGCCGCGCGGAUCGACCGGCCGGAGUCAUCUCGCGCUUCUAUCACGUGA